AUGAAGUUCACCGGAGCCACCCUUCUUGCCGCCGCCGCCGGCCUGGCCACCGCGACCACCGUCAAGUACGACCCCACCUACGACACGGCCGGCAACAGCUUGACCAGCGUCGCCUGCUCGGACGGCGCCAACGGCCUCAUCACCAAAUACCAGUGGCAGACAUUCGGCCAAGUCGCCGGGUUCCCAUACAUUGGCUCCUCAUCCGAUAUUGCCGGUACGAAAUCCCCAUCCCCAUCCCCAUCCCAUCCCAUGACGUCUCUCCCAAAAAAAACUUCUCAAGAUAAUAAAACUGACAUUUCAUGUUCGUAGGAUGGAAUUCGGCCUCUUGCGGCCAGUGCUAUGAGGUUGCCUACAACGGCAACACGAUCCACAUGCUCGCCAUCGAUCACGCCGGGGAUGGGCUUGUUAUGUCCACGACGGCCAUGAACGCCCUCACGGGUGGCAAUGCCGUGCAGUUCGGCACCGUCGAUGCCACCGUCACCAAGGUUGCUUCUUCCGCUUGCGGCCUCAACGCCAAGCGCGCUGUCGAAUUCGGUGCUUAA
This is a messenger RNA of Lecanosticta acicola, 542 nucleotides long. The record is from the annotation of a GenBank genome assembly. NCBI's taxonomy places the organism in Eukaryota, Fungi, Ascomycota, Dothideomycetes, Mycosphaerellales, Mycosphaerellaceae.